This is a messenger RNA of Apaloderma vittatum (bar-tailed trogon), 1702 nucleotides long. It is a transcript of the gene ERRFI1, whose product is annotated as ERBB receptor feedback inhibitor 1. Gene Ontology annotation, biological process: negative regulation of epidermal growth factor receptor signaling pathway; regulation of keratinocyte differentiation. The coding region runs from base 75 to 1472 and encodes 465 amino acids. NCBI's taxonomy places the organism in Eukaryota, Metazoa, Chordata, Aves, Trogoniformes, Trogonidae. Gene Ontology annotation, cellular component: extrinsic component of cytoplasmic side of plasma membrane. The record is from RefSeq and is a predicted model, not a curated record. The transcript is spliced from 3 exons.
GAAUGAAAACUGCAGGAAACCUGUAAAGGACUGAAUUUCUAGGGUCGUGAAACAUCACCAGAGAGCAGUGCACAAUGUCAGCGGCAGGAGUUGCUGCUCAAGAGAUAAGAGUUCCAUUAAAAACUGGAUUUCUUCACACUAGUCAAGGCAUGGGGAGUCUGAAAACCUGCUGGGGUAGCCACAGUGGAUUUGAAAAUACUUUCUUUAAUAUGGACCCUAUAGCAGUGGCAUAUAAUUUGAAUCAGUCAACAGAGCAGCAUUUACCAUCCGUUGGGCACUCUUCCAACCAUGCUUCAAUGAGUGACCACAUCUUUGCAGAAAGUUGUAUCCAAAUCCCAUCUCAGAAAUCCAGUCCACCUCCUGUAAGCCCCAAAAAUGAAGAGUCAAUUUCAGGAUAUGAAGACCAUCUCAUUCCUGGUUUUAGUAACCUGUCAUUAACCGUGGGCUGUGUUUCUGAAGAAACACCUCCUCACAUGCCAAUAAAAAACGGGCCAAUUCAAUUCCUAUCUGCAUCUUCGAAUGACCGUAGCUCAAGGCCACUACCACCUCUGCCUAUUUCUGAAGACCUUACUCCAGAUGACGUUGACAAAGAAGUGGAGUUUCUGACUAGCUCGGAUACUGACUUUUUGUUAGAAGAUUGUGAACUUCCUCCUUUCAAAUCCAGUGCUCCAGGCCGGCGGAGCUUUAGGGGCUGUGGACAAAUCAACUAUGCAUACUUUGAUACACCAGCAGGACCAAAACCCCAAGAUGCCAACCCUGCACAAAGCAUAAAUGGAUACAUAUACAGUAUUUAUCCUCCUCCACAGCAGCUGCAUCGACGUUUACGAAGGUCUCAUUCAGGGCCAGCUGGAUCUCUUAAUAAACCAGUAGUAAGACUAUCUGGACACUUAAACAGGUCUUCUCCAAACUCUGAUGAAGAUAAACCAGAGAUUCCACCAAGGGUUCCCAUACCUCCAAGGGCUCUCAAACCAGAUUACAGAAGGUGGUCAGCAGAAGUUGCUUCUAGUGCCUACAGUGAUGAAGACAGACCCCCAAAGGUGCCCCCAAGAGAACCUUUGUCACGCAGCAAUUCCCGUACGCCGAGUCCCAAAAGCCUGCCAUCAUACCUCAAUGGGGUUAUGCCCCCCACCCAGAGUUUUGCACCUGAUCCUAAGUAUGUCAGCAGCAAAGCUCUACAAAGACAAAACAGUGAAGGAUCUUCCAACAGGGUCCCUUGCAUUCUUCCGAUUAUUGAAAAUGGUAAGAAGGCCAGUUCAACGCACUACUAUCUGCUGCCUGAAAGGCCUCCAUAUUUGGACAAGUAUGAGAAAUUCUUCAGAGAAGCAGAAGAAAGUAGCUCUAGCACAGAGGUUCAGUCGUGGUCUGGUGACUGCACAGCUACUUCAGCCCCAGUGAAACUAGAGUCAAAACCUAGAAUGGACAUAGCUGGUCAUCUGAAACGAAAACACCUGUCUUACGUGGUUUCCCCAUAGUCUCUGGGAGUACAGUCUCAGCUCAGUUUUUCAGGAUGGAGCUGAACUUCAUCAUGUUACAAAGUUCUUAAGGUUCUCAGAUAAUGAAGUAGGACUAGUUAGUUUGUCCUCUGAGAAUUGGAAAGCAGAUGAUAAAGUCCCCUGAUGCUGCGUAUCUCUGAUAUGUUUCUUAAUACUGUUUUUUGCCUUGGUAUGUGUAGCUGAAACCUACAAAGAUUCCAUAGAAACAU